Messenger RNA from Rhodamnia argentea, 1710 nucleotides. RefSeq names its product hydroxycinnamoyltransferase 1-like. Gene Ontology annotation, molecular function: acyltransferase activity, transferring groups other than amino-acyl groups. Lineage: Eukaryota; Viridiplantae; Streptophyta; Magnoliopsida; Myrtales; Myrtaceae. The coding region runs from base 200 to 1600 and encodes 466 amino acids. The record is from RefSeq and is a predicted model, not a curated record. The transcript is spliced from 2 exons.
GAAAUUUGCGAGGAAGAAAUCAAUGAUCUGCACCCGGACAUUAAGGCUGCGUACGGCUUAUGAGUUGUCUUCUUUACAUACGUAGCCAAUUCUCCAUUCUGUAGCGCAAGGAGCACUUUGAUCUCUUUCUCUCUCUCUCGUCCACACCAAAAACCAAUAAACCGAAGAAGUAACAAAUUUGUGCAAGCAGAAAUAGAGAAUGGCGGACUCUUCUUAUACGAGCCGGGUUAAGGUCCAAUCGACCCUCACGGCGGUAUCCAGCAAGCCGGUCGGAGCGGGUCAGGCCUACAAGCUAUCCGUUCGGGACCAUGCGAUGGGCGGCCACUCGGUUCACUUGAUCUUCUACUACCGGGACAUCCCGUUCGGGACGUUCGACUUGGACCCUCUGCGGGUCUCCUUGUCAGAGACCCUUUCUCUUUACCCGCCGGCCACCGGUCGGUUGGCCAGGGAUGGGAAUGGCAAUUGGGAAGUCAAGUGGAGCGACGCCGGCAUCCGGGUGCUCCAGGCUAAGGUAGGGGCCAGUCUCGACGAAUGGCUGCGAUCCGCUGACGGGAUCGAAGAGAGAGAUCUGACGGUUUGGGAGGACAUGCCCCAAGACCCUCACAUAUGGUCGCCGUUUCGGAUUCAGAUAAGCGAAUUUGAAGGAGGCGGUGUAGCCAUGGGCCUGAGCUGCACCCACCUGCACGCGGACCUGACCACCGCAGCCCGCCUCUUCCAGUCAUGGUCCCAAGUCCACCGCCGCGUCCCCGUCCGGCACCCGCCUCGCUUCCCCGACUCACCCCCCGCUCCAUUGCGGUCGCCAACUCACCCUGACUCGCUCUUACCCGACUCACCCUCAGUGUCCCCACCAUCCUUUACGUCCUCCGCCCAAAUGUCCUCGUCUACCUUCAAAUUCUCCGACCAAACCAUGGCGGGACUUGUCUCGGAGGUCAGCGAGUUGUGCCCGGAUGCCACACCGUUUGAUGUUGUCGCCGCACUCUUUUGGACUCGCAUUAUUGAAUUGAAACAACCUAGGAACAGUCGAGGACGCUGGAUUGCAAAGAUCGCCGUCGAUACGAGGGGGGUGCUGCGCGAGAAGCUGCCAUUAGGGUUCUUCGGCAAUGCCAUGCAAUUUUCUCCAGUAGAAGCACUGAGCGAAGACGGAAACGGCUGCGAAUUAUGGCAGACCGUGAAGCUAGUGCAUGAUUGUGUGUUGGGGAUCCAGGAAGGCGAGAAUCGCUCAGCUUCGGAGCAGUUCGAAUCAAGGAAAGAAGACGGAGGUGCAAGGUUUGUGUCAUCAGCCAAGGCAUACGGCCCGCAACUGACGAUAGUGAGCAUGGAGCACAUGGCAGGCGAUGCUAGUGUCGGAGGAGGACGGUGGUCGGAGAUGUACGAAGCAAUGUUUGUGGAUGGCGAGAGGCCCAUCCAUGUGUCAGUCGGUGUUGGGAACGCGAAAGGUGAGGGCCUGAUCAUGGUAGUGCCGGAGGAAGGGCUCGGUCGAUCAGUGACGGUGGUGCUGCCGGAGGAGGAGGCGGCAAGGUUGCACGAGGACCAAGAAGUGUUGAAGCUCGAACCCACCGUGAUUCUAAGCGGCCAACACAACAAUAACUCACGUUUUUAGUUUUUAAGACUUUGACAAAUGCAUUACUGACUGUAAAUCCAUUUUUUUGCGAAAUGUGAUAUGUCAAGACUAUCUGUUGUUGCAUAAGUGUCUCAUUAGGAAGAUAAGAG